UAGGCCGCGGGAGGCUCCGCCGGGCAAGGGCCGCAGCCGGGCCGCCCUCCGCGCUCUCUCUCCGCGGCCGAGCGCGCCUUCCUCCGCCCGCAGGCCGGCCGGGCCGCCAUGGCGAACGGGAGGCCCGGCGGGGACGCCGGCCUGGAGCUGGACCAGGAGAAGUACGACGCCGCCGAGAACGUCAAGAUCAUCUGCCUGGGCGACAGCGCCGUCGGCAAGUCCAAAUUGAUGGAGCGGUUUCUCCUGGACGGCUUCCAGCCUCAGCAGCUCUCUACCUUUGCCCUGACGCUCUACAAGCACGCAGCCACUGUGGAUGGCAAGACGGUCCUUGUGGAUUUCUGGGACACAGCUGGGCAGGAGCGCUUCCACAGCUUGCAUCCCUCUUACUACCACAAGGCUCACGCUUGUAUCAUGGUCUUUGAUGUUCAGAGGAAGGUCACUUACAAGAACCUGAGCAACUGGUACAAGGAGUUGCGUGAGUUUCGUCCCGAGAUCCCCUGCGUUGUGGUUGCCAACAAGAUUGAUGCUGACAUGAAGAUGACUCAGAAGAGCUUCAGCUUUGCACGCAAGCUCAACCUGCCUUUCUAUUUUGUGUCUGCUGCAGAUGGCACCAAUGUGGUGAAGCUCUUCAGUGACGCCAUCAAGCUGGCUGUGGCUUACAAACAGAAUGCAGGCGACUUCAUGGAUGAAGUCCUGGAGGAACUGGAAAAUGUGGAGCUGGAGAAGAAAGGGGGAGAUUUGUCCGACAAAGAAGAGGAUGGCCCAGAAGAAAAGCCCCCAUCGACCUGAACCCUGGAAGUGCGGGGGCUGCCUCCACUGCCUCCCGUAGCUAGUGCAAGCGGAUCCUUGAGAGGGCCCUGCACUAAGGGGCCUGGCUGCCGUCCCCUCCACUCCCGGGAAGGAGGUGGCUCGGCUGAAACCUGUUCUGCUGCUCCACGUGCUCGUGGUGUGGGUGGCUGAAAAGACCCCUGGAGAAGCCAGCCACCCACCCACCCUUCAAAGUGAUGGGCAUGUCAUUUGGCGGGGCAUGGGUUGGUGGAUGCACCCAGCCCGUCUGGGCACAACCAAUUGUAGAUAGCAUCCAGUUUAAGAAAUAAACACCAAAGGACUUGUGGCAAA
Eublepharis macularius is the source of this 1119-nucleotide messenger RNA. RefSeq names its product RAB, member of RAS oncogene family like 2B (gene RABL2B). The coding region runs from base 109 to 789 and encodes 226 amino acids. The record is from RefSeq and is a predicted model, not a curated record. The transcript is spliced from 8 exons. Gene Ontology annotation, cellular component: endosome; Golgi apparatus. Lineage: Eukaryota; Metazoa; Chordata; Lepidosauria; Squamata; Eublepharidae. Gene Ontology annotation, molecular function: GTP binding; GTPase activity.